AUGGCUCUCAGAGUUCUCGUUCUUUUCGGUGUUCUGGCCACUACUUUGGUGGCAGGUGGAAUUAUUCCUGAAGUAAAGCCUCCAUAUGUGCCUGAAUUACCUUUUCCAGAAGUCCCAGAAAUUCCUGAUGUGCCAGAGCCAGGGGACUAUGUGAAGGUGCCUGAAGGAAUCCCAGAAGUUCCUGAAGUUCCAGAAGUUCCAGACGUCCCAUAUGUUCCAGAGGUUCCAGAAGUUCCAGAGAUUCCAGAAGUUCCUGAGUUCCCAGAAGUUCCAGAAAUCCCAGAUAUUCCCUAUAAACCAGAGGAAUUGCCCGAGAUUGGUGAAUACGUACCCAAACCGGAAGAUAUCAUGCCAAAGGAACCUCUGCAUCCGGAAUCAUACAUUCCCCCUGUUCCCCACAUGCCACCUCCCCACGUGCCAAUACCCAUCAAUCCAGGAGGCCCCAUGAUCCCAGCAAUGCCACCAAUGCCCAUCAAUCCUGGGGGUCCAAUGAUUCCAGCCGUGCCAGAAUUCCCCGUUCCCUACGAAGUAUUCGAUCACGUUCACAGGGCACACGGACAUGAUCACCAAAGCCCAAUUGUGAGUCACAUUCAAACCAUUCAGAAGCACUUUAUGUACAUUCCUGUUCCUGGAUUUGCUGGACAUUAA
Molecule: messenger RNA, 648 nt
Organism: Lutzomyia longipalpis
Lineage: Eukaryota; Metazoa; Arthropoda; Insecta; Diptera; Psychodidae
Exons: 1
Coding region: 1-648 (215 amino acids)
Source: RefSeq, a predicted model, not a curated record